Messenger RNA from Alosa sapidissima (American shad), 11020 nucleotides. It is a transcript of the gene ep300b, whose product is annotated as E1A binding protein p300 b. Gene Ontology annotation, biological process: positive regulation of transcription by RNA polymerase II. Gene Ontology annotation, cellular component: histone acetyltransferase complex; nucleus; transcription regulator complex. Gene Ontology annotation, molecular function: protein binding; zinc ion binding; transcription coactivator activity. The record is from RefSeq and is a predicted model, not a curated record. NCBI's taxonomy places the organism in Eukaryota, Metazoa, Chordata, Actinopteri, Clupeiformes, Clupeidae.
GGAGUAGAAACAACAAGCCGCCAUUUUGUUUGUGCGGAGAGACCGAAAGAGACAGGAGACCGAGAAAACGCUUCUGUAGCGCCGUUCCUAGCGACUUGGAUAGCCGCCGGGAGGAAAGUGGUGCUAUCGUCUCGGUGGAAAUAAGACAUAACGAAAUCCUUAAUAGAUUAAAAACGAAACAGAGAGAGGGAGAAACGGGUUAAACGCUCUCUUGAAAAUCCAAGGAAGGGGGUGUUUUUACGGAGCGGAGAGGAGAGGCGGAAGAAGGCAAUACAUUUAAACGAAGGAAAGCCUGCGAGGGAGAGGAAAAUAUAACAUUUAAUUUUUACUACAUCUCCAUCUCUGGUCACGGGGAGGAAAAUCCUUCAGAAGAUAAAACGAUGUCUUUAACUAGCUGCUGGAAGGACUGAGAGUAAAGGAUAUAACAGAAGAAUUGGAAGGUAGAGAAAAUAAAAGGAUAAACGCGAAGGGGGGGAUACAGCAUCACAAAAGACUCAAUGAAAGGUUUUUGAGGAACCAAAAUUAUUUUGUGGGGCUGACGCUUCCUACAUCUUUUGGAUGUGAACUGAUUCCCCACUUUUAUUGUAACGUUACAAAAUAUUGGGGCGACCCCCCUCGUUAUAUCCGAUUUUCGUGCGUCGCCGUAUUCUCUUUUCUUGGUUAGGGAUUUUUUUUCUUAACUUGCAUCGCGAGCCAUCGCGGUAUGCGCAGUGACAGAUAAAUUAUUUUUUGCAACAUUUGUCAACCGGUGAAAAUAGCUUACAACAAUUCGUUAGGUUCUUUAAAACAGGCUACUUAAUGUAUGGUCGCAAGACGGCGAGCUUUAUACUUCGCAAAAACGCUCGCUGGUAAUGAAACUAGCUUAACGACUAAUUGGAUCAAACUGAUAUUAAUUAGCUCGGUGUGCAAUUUUGGUAAACGUGGCAUUUUUAUAAAAUUAACACAGUGGUGAUAAUUGGGAAUGCACAUUGCUGCAACUACACAAUCAAUGCGGUUGCUUGAAGCAAUGAUCAGAGAUUUUUGAUAAUAUUUCGAACCCAAUUUCUGGCAUUCUGCUUAUGCAGAGGGCGCCCGAUCCAACUUAGGUGGACGCAUAAACAAAUGUUCGACAUAUCAAUAGCUUGCAUUCUAGAUAUCUAAAUAGAAAUUGCAAUCUUUUGUGAAACAAGUAUUAAUGCAGUAUGCAAUUUCUUCAUUGCAAUGAAGUGUUAACCACCGAUAUCAGGGCGGCUCUGGACAGUUUAUACAUACUUCAGAAGUGAUCGGCCAGCCUACUCAUAAGCGCCAUGGUAUUAUAUUUCAGUAGUAAUGCACGUGUAUGCUAUUUAUCGCACGAAACGAUACUGUAAACUGAGGUUGAUCCGACUAUUAUUCACUAGAUUAAUAACGACAUACAGUAAAACAGAUUAUGCAUUGUGAAUCGUGUCAUUUUUGUAGUAGGUCGUGGGAGUGCUUAGUGACUUAAAGUUUUAACACUAGGUCUAGCGUUAGGUCUUAGGCUAUUUUACGAACGGUUGACAUUUUCUUUUUUAGUCUCUACUUCAGAGUCAGUUACACAAUUACAAAAGGCGUGAUUCGUGAUUGCAAAUGAAAUUCACACUGCUGAAAAUCAGUCGACAAUAAAUAUUUGGUGGUAGUGAUUUUGGGAGUUUUUCCACUUUUCACUGGAUAUCUAGACACAGAAAUGCGAAUGGUGAUGCUGGGAACGAACUGCAUUGACUGCAAUGGGAACUCUGUGCAAAAAAUGGAUUUACCUUCUGACGGGAUUUUCAUUACCAUUGCAUGAGGCGAGCCCCUAACCGUAGAUAUCGGGGUGCAUUUGGGUUGCAUUCUUUAUCGUGUUUCCCAUCUAGCCUCACGCGCUACGACGCCCUAGCUCAACGCAGAACUGAACUCUUGAUUUCACCGCCGACUAUGGCGGAAAAGAGUGAUACAGCUAUGGAGGAUAAGUCUUGGGACAAUCUCCCAGUCGCCGAAGAGGCUACGUGAGUUUCUUUGGAGUCUGGACUCUUCUGUCUUUUACCGACGCCACAUUCCCUUGUCCUGCUCUAUUCGGAACAAUCUAGCCUUGCUAUAACGUUACAUUUUCUUUAUUAAUCCGAGAGGGGAAGGGGAUUGAUACACUGGGUCUUGUUUAAAAGCGAAUCAAGAACGAGAUUGUAGCAACAAGGCUAUCCUCCAUCUACUCGCAACGGAGGGGAACAGAUUAAAAACGUUUGGAGAAGGGAUUGCCCAAGACACCCAGAAGGACUCGAACAAGGGAAAACGUCUGUCCUUUGUGGAUACAUAUUUUUUUGUUAUUCGUGAAAAAAAAUAUGGCCGAUAAUGUUCUGGACUCCGGCCCGCCUUCAGCCAAGAGGCCUAAACUAUCCUCUCCGGCUCUCUCUGUCUCCGCCAGCGAUGGAAAUGAUUUUGGUUCCCUCUUCGACUUGGAGCACGACCUCCCCGAUGAGCUCAUCAACUCCACGGAUCUGGGCUUGCCCAACGGCGGAGACCUCAGCCAGCUCCACACCAGCCUGGGCGGAGGAGGAGGAGGAGGCGGCGUCGGCGGCGGGGCCGCGGGCGCUGGCCAGGAUGCUGCUGCCAAACACAAGCAGCUCUCGGAGCUCCUGCGCUCCGGGGCAUCUCUCCCAACCACCUCGGCGGCCGGCAGCCCGGGGAACGCUGCCUCCAUGGGACUCCUGGGAGGGCUGAACGCUGCCACCUCGGGGCCACAGUCCCUGGGCCAGCCGCAGCAACACUCCUCGCCCCAGCAGACAGGCAUGAUGCAGCAGGCUGGCAUGGUAGGUGGCCUGAACAGGGGCAUGAUGGGAACCCAGAAGGGCAACGGCCAGCAGCUGCAGGGCCCAGCUGCCCCCGGCAUGAUGGGCGGGCAAGUGAUGAACGGCUCGCCCAGGAUGGGCUACCCGAACCAGGGCAUGGGGAGCAACAGCAACCUACUCGCAGACACGCUACAACAGCAGCAGCAGGGCGGUCCACAGAUGGGUCAUGCUGGCAUGAGGCCACAGCAACCCGGAGCCAUGAACAAGAUGGGGAUGAUGCAGAAUGCUGGGCCCUAUGGCGGACCCUAUGGCCAGACUGCAGGUCAGGUGAUGGGCGGGCAGCUUCAGAACAAAGCAACGAUGCCCAACAGCCUCGCCCAGUUUAACAUGGACAAGAAGCCCCAGCCCGUCCAGGGCAUGACUGCCAUGGCCUCCCAGCAGCCCUCGGUGGUUGGCUCGGGAGCAGUGGGUGGCGCAGCGGGCCCCGCCGGUGCCCAGACGAGCCUGAGUGCCAUGGCCUCGGCCCCGGGCAGCGCGGCGCCCCCCACGGCCGACCCGGAGAAGCGCAAGCUCAUCCAGCAGCAGCUGGUGCUGCUGCUGCACGCGCACAAGUGCCAGCGGCGCGAGCAGGCCAACGGCGAGAUGCGCCCGUGCAACCUGCCCCACUGCCGCACCAUGAAGAACGUCCUCAACCACAUGACCCACUGCCAAGCUGGCAAGUCCUGCCAGGUGGCGCACUGUGCCUCUUCGCGACAGAUCAUCUCUCACUGGAAGAACUGCACGCGGCAUGACUGCCCUGUCUGUCUGCCGCUGAAGAACGCUGGAGACAAGCGCAACCAGCAGUCGCUCCUUGGCCAGGCUGGGGUGGGUCUGGGUAGCUCGUUAGGGGCUGUGCCAGGCGGUCAGCCCAGCACGCCCAACCUCAACCCGCCCAGCCAGAUCGACCCCAGUUCCAUAGAGCGGGCCUACGCCGCUCUCGGUCUCACCUACCAAGGCAACCAGAUGACCGCCACACCUCAGUCGUCAUCUCUACCCGCCCAGGGCCUCCCGGGCCAGGCUGGCGUCAGGCCCAUGAACCCAAUGGCUGGAGGAAACCCCAUGGGUGUGAACGGUGGUGUGGGGGUUCCGUCCCCCAGCCAGCAGACUAACCUUCUCCAGGACUCCAUGCUGCACCGAAACAUGAACGCGCAAAGCUUAAUGAACGACAGCGCUGCCGUGGGUAACCUGGGCUCCAUGCCCACAGCCACGCCGCCCUCGGUUGCGGGCAUGAGGAAGAGCUGGCAUGAGGAUAUCACCCAGGACCUACGCAACCACCUUGUGCACAAACUAGUGCAGGCCAUCUUCCCCACACCAGACCCCGCUGCACUGAAGGACAGACGAAUGGAGAACCUGGUGGCGUACGCGCGGAAGGUGGAAGGGGACAUGUACGAGUCGGCCAACAGCAGGGCGGAAUACUACCACCUCCUAGCUGAGAAGAUUUAUAAGAUCCAGAAGGAGCUGGAGGAGAAGAGACGGACUCGGCUACAGAAGCAGGGCAUGAUGCCUUCUCAGCCGGGCAUGCCCCCCUCCAACCUGCCCCCCGUCAUGGGCCAGCUGCCUCUGCCCCCCGGGCAGCCGCCCAACGGACCCCAUGCAGACCCCUCCCUUGUCCAGCCAGCGGGACCCAAUCAGAUGGUCAGCCGUAUGCAGAACCCUGCAGCCAUGAAUCAGUUCAACCAGAUGGCGAUGCAGGGGGGCGGGCCGAGGUCGACGCCCCCACUACCCAUGGGAGGUCCGCUCAAUCAGAUGGGUCGGGGAAGCCCAAGGAUGGGCCAGCCCAACGUGGCCCAGAUGCAGAAUCAGUACCUGCCAUCUGGGCAGUUUCCAGGCUCCAAUGGCGGCCUCAACGCUGGCCCAGUAGGUAUGGGCCAGUCGGGGCCACAGCCUGGCAUGACUCAGCAGGCUCAGAUGCCCACUCCGACCUCCCUCCCCGUGGGCAGCCCAGUCGGGCAGUCCAGCUCGGUGUCCGGAGCGGGCCCAGGCCCCGGGGCACCUGUGGGCUCCAUGCUGCCCGGUAGCGUGCCCGGAGGUGGUCCUUCUAGCAUGGCACCGUCCUCGCAGCCCAACUCGCAUGGGCACUGCCCGCCCAUGCGCCAGAGCUCGCCCUCUCCGCGCAGCCUCACGCCGACCCCUCGCCCCGCUACUCCCGCCCACCCUGGCUCGCAGACACCGCAGCCUCAUACGCCAAACCCGCCCUCUGUCCCACCGUCAGCGCAACAGCAACAACAACAACAACAACAACAACAGCAACAGCAGCAGCAGCCGCCGCCAAUGGCUCAGCCAAUGGCGCCAGGGAUGGGAGCGGAGAAAAACAAUCAGCAACAGCAGCAGACACUCGGGGGCGGUGCCAAUGGAGGCCACCAGCCGGGGAUGGUGCCGUCUCUGCCUGCGCAGAACUCUCACAUGCCCAACCAGCACCCGCGAACACCGCUCUCUCAGAAGUCCUCUCUGACGGCCGACGGGCAGGUCUCCACGCCAGCCUCCGUCAGCAGCGUGGACCACAGCUCCCAAAUGCCCCCCUCCGACGCCCCCGCGCCGCUCGAGCCCAAGAUGGAGGUGAAGCAGCAGCCAUCGGCCGAGGAGGAAGAAGAGGCUGAGUCGGAGGGGAAGCCCUCGGGGAAGAUGGGCAUGAAGCACGAGGUCAAGUCUGAGGAGAAGCCGGAGGUGAAAAAGGAGGAGCCCUCUGACGGCUGUAAGGCAGAGCCUAUGGAGACGUCCAUCGCUUCCGGCGAAGACCGGAAGCCAGAGGUGAAGAGCGAACCCAAAGAGGAAGAGGAUGGCCCUGGCGCCGCCGGUGCCAACAGCUCCCCCGCUGCUGCCCAGAGCAAGAAGAAAAUCUUCAAGCCGGAGGAGCUUCGGCAGGCACUCAUGCCCACCCUGGAGGCGUUGUACCGGCAGGAUCCCGAGUCUCUGCCCUUCCGUCAGCCUGUAGACCCCCAGUUACUGGGAAUACCCGACUACUUCGACAUAGUCAAGAACCCCAUGGACCUGUCCACCAUCAAGCGCAAAUUAGACACGGGGCAGUACCAGGAACCCUGGCAGUACGUGGACGACAUCUGGCUAAUGUUCAACAACGCCUGGCUCUACAACCGCAAGACCUCGCGCGUCUACAAGUACUGCUCCAAGCUGGCAGAGGUCUUCGAGCAGGAGAUCGACCCAGUGAUGCAGAGCCUGGGCUAUUGCUGUGGGAGGAAGCUGGAGUUUUCCCCACAAACCCUCUGCUGCUACGGGAAGCAGCUGUGCACCAUCCCACGAGAUGCUGCCUACUUCAGCUACCAGAACAGGUACCACUUCUGUGAGAAGUGUUUCAACGAAAUCCAGGGCGAGAGCGUUUCCCUGGGAGACGACCCCUCCCAGCCUCAGACGUCCAUCAACAAAGAGCAGUUUCAGAGGAAGAAGAAUGACACGUUGGACCCUGAAUUACUUGUUGAAUGUACUGACUGUGGUCGUAAAAUGCACCAGAUCUGCAUUUUGCACAAUGACACAAUUUGGCCAGCAGGCUUUGUGUGUGACAGCUGUCUCAAGAAAUGUAAUAAGACGAGAAAGGAGAACAAGUAUGCAGCCAGAAGGCUGCCCCAGACUAAGUUGGGCUGCUUCCUUGAGGGACGGGUGAAUGACUACCUGAGGCGGCACAACCACCGGGAUAUGGCGCCGACAGCCGGUGAAGUCACCAUCCGUGUUGUCCAUGUAUCGGACAAGGUGGUGGAGGUGAAGCCCGGCAUGAAGGCCAGGUUUGUGGACAGCGGUGAGAUGUCGGAGUCCUUCCCCUACAGGACCAAAGCUCUCUUUGCCUUUGAGGACAUUGACGGUGUGGACGUGUGCUUCUUUGGCAUGCACGUGCAGGAGUACGGUUCAGACUGCCCUCCCCCCAACCAGAGGCGGGUGUAUAUCUCCUACCUGGACAGUGUGCACUUUUUUCAGCCUCGUCACCUGAGAACAGGUGUCUACCAUGAAAUCCUCAUUGGGUACCUGGAGUAUGUCAGGAGGCUUGGGUUCACCACGGGGCACAUUUGGGCGUGCCCGCCCAGUGAGGGCGACGACUACAUCUUCCAUUGUCACCCUAUGGACCAGAAGAUCCCCAAGCCCAAACGCCUGCAGGAGUGGUACAAGAAGAUGCUGGACAAGGCUGUUGCUGAGCGUAUCGUUCAUGACUACAAGGACAUCUUCAAACAGGCCACUGAGGAUCGUCUGACCAGUGCCAAGGAGCUCCCCUACUUUGAGGGUGAUUUCUGGCCCAAUGUGCUGGAGGAGAGCAUUAAGGAGCUGGAGCAGGAGGAGGAGGAGAGGAAAAGGGAGGAGAACAGCACCUCCAGUGAGAGCAUUGAUGCAACCAAAGGGGACAGCAAGAAUGCCAAGAAGAAGAACAGCAAGAAGACAAGCAAGAAUAAGAGUAGCCUGAGCAGGGCCAACAAGAAGAAGCCGGGCAUGCCUAAUGUGUCUAAUGACCUUUCACAGAAGCUGUAUGCAACUAUGGAGAAGCACAAAGAGGUGUUCUUUGUGAUCCGGCUGAUCGCUGGCCCCACCGCCAACUCCCUCCCGCCCAUUUCGGACCCAGACCCGCUGAUGGCGUGCGAUCUGAUGGAUGGGCGUGACGCUUUCCUGACGCUGGCACGCGACAAGCACCUGGAGUUCUCCUCGAUGCGGCGCUCCAAGUGGAGCUCCAUGUGCAUGCUGGUGGAGCUGCACAACCAGAGCCAGGACCGCUUCGUCUACACCUGCAACGAGUGCAAGCACCACGUGGAGACGCGCUUCCACUGCACCGUCUGCGAGGACUACGACCUCUGCGGGAAAUGCUACAACAUCAAGGGCCACGAGCACAAGAUGGAGAAGCUCGGGCUUGGUCUGGACGACGAGAGCAACAACGCAGCAGCCGCCUCCACCCAGAACCCCAGCGACUCCCGCCGCCUGAGUAUCCAGCGCUGCAUCCAGUCGCUGGUGCACGCCUGCCAGUGCCGCAACGCCAACUGCUCGCUGCCUUCGUGCCAGAAGAUGAAGCGAGUGGUGCAGCACACCAAGGGCUGCAAGCGCAAGACCAACGGCGGCUGUCCCAUCUGCAAGCAGCUCAUUGCACUCUGCUGCUACCAUGCCAAGCACUGCCAGGAGGCCAAGUGCCCCGUGCCCUUCUGCCUGAACAUCAAACACAAGCUGCGGCAGCAGCAGCUGCAGCACCGGCUCCAGCAGGCGCAGAUGCUGCGGCGGCGCAUGGCCACCAUGCAGAGGGCCGGGCAGCCUUGCCCUGGCGGCCCGCCUGGGGGACUCCCUUCUCCUGGAAACAACGGCACCACGGGGCCCAGCACGCCCACGUCCGUCGGUACUCAGCCGCCCACUCCACAGACCCCCACGCAGACCGGCAUGCCCGCUCUGCCCCAGCCUGGCGUGGGCGGCAUGUCCGGGGGGCCACCUGGUGGGCAGCAACAGCAGCCAAUGCCCCAGCAAGGUGGGAUGCCCCAGCACCCUAUGCACCAUCAGUUCCAGCAGAUGCCUGGCGGAGGCGGCGGCAUGAUGAACUCACCGCAGCAACAGAUGGCCAUGCAGCAACAACAGCAGCAGCAGCAACAACAACAACAACAGCAGCAGCAGCAGGCGGCACAGCAGGCUCAGCAGCAGAUGCAGCACCCCAACAGUAUGGCUCCUUACGGGCCGAGAGCUCCCGGCUCGUCCCCUCGCGCCCAGACCCAGGGUAAACCGGGGCUAGGCCCGGCGACACCACCACAGCCGCCGCAGCAGCAGACGCCCCCGCAUCUGCCCAACCCUGGCCAGCCACCCAUGUCCCAACAGCCACCACAGCAACAGCAGCCUCCCUCGGGGCCUCCUCCGGCCGCCGUGGAGAUCGCAAUGAAGAUCCAGCAGGUGGCCGACGCCCAGAGGAAGAUGGCCCAGGCUCAGAUCCUGAGACAGGCCACCCAGGGCGGCAUGAUGCCCCCACAUCCCCACCACCCCCAACAGGCCCCAGGCCAGAUGGGGAUGCCCCACCCUGGGGUGGGGAUGGUGGCGGCUCAGGGCUUGCCCCCCCAGGCUGCUGCAGCCAGGGCUCAUCUGGAGCAGCAGCAGCAACCGCAACAGCAGGUACCGCCUGGCAUGAUGGUGGGCCCCAUGCAGCAGCAGGGCCAGCCCAUGCAGCCCAACUCCCAGGGCCAGCUACCGCCACAGGUACCCCUCCAGCCCAGGGUGGGUCCUCAGCUGCAGCCUCCCCAGCAGCAGUGGGCCGGUCAGGGCAUGCCACCCCAGCAGAGGCCAGUCAUGAUGGGCCAGAUGGCACAGCCGGGAAUGGCCGCUCAGCAGCAACAACAGAUGCAGCAGCAGCAACAACAACCGCAGCAGCAGAUUCCCGGGCGCAACCCUCUGAUGCAGGGGGGCGCAAGCGGCAGUGCAGGUCCUGGGAAUUUCCCCCAGGGGGCGCUGCAGGACCUGCUCCGGACCCUGCGCUCCCCAAGCUCCCCUCUCCAGCAGCAGCAGGUGCUCAACAUCCUCCGCUCCAACCCCCAGCUCAUGGCUGCCUUCAUCAAGCAGAGAGUCUACAAAUACAAAGGUGGUGCAGCCGGUGGGGCGCCCCCUGGUGGACAACCAGGAGCGGGACCCCAGGGGCUACCUGGAGCCAUGGGCGUCCAACCGGGCGCUGUUGGCGCAGGCGCUCCCCAAGGUGGGAUACACUUAGGUCAGGGUGUUGGCAUGCAGUCGAUAGCCCAACUGCAGCAGCAGCAGUUGCAACAACAACAACAGCAGCAGCAGCAGCAGCAGCAACAGCGACCCAUGUUACCACAGCAAGUGGCAGCCCUGCAGCAGCAACAACAACAACAACAGCAGCAGCAGCAGCAGCAGCAGCAGCAGCAACAACAACAAGGGGGCAUCCCAGGGCAGGGACCCUCCAUGGUCAGCAUGGCCAACAACCCCCAGUUCCGAGAGCUCCUACUGAGGAGGCACCUGCAGCAGCAACAACAACAACAACAACAGCAGCAGCAGCAGGCCCAGCAGCAGCAGCAGAUGGCAAACCACGCUCAGUUCCAGCAGCCCCAGCCCCCCCAGCAGCAGCCUCCGCAGGGCUACAUGGGCCAGCCUGGGAGCAUGCAAGUGCCCCCUGGUGGCCAACAGCUCCCUCCUGGGGCUCAACAGCAGCAGCAGCAGCAGGCGGCCACCGCAGCCCUGCAGCAGAGGCUCCAGAUGCAGCAGCAGCAGCAGAACGCCAUGCUGCAGGGGGCUGACGGAGGUCCAGGCGGAGGAGGAGUGGGAGGCCCGCAGCAGCCUCCCCAGCAGCCGGGCGGCCAGGCCGGCCCGCAGACCCAAGCCCUCCUCCAGCAGGCCCUGCAGCACCGGCUCCUGCAGCAGCAGCAGCACCUGGCUGGGGGGUCACCCGCCCAGCACAGCAAUCCCAUGAGCCCACAACAGCAGCAGCAGCAGCAGCAACAACAGCAGCAGCAGAUGUCCCAGUCUCCUCAUCUACAGGGCCAGCAGCUCUCCACGUCGCUUAGCAACCAGGUGCGCUCGCCGCAGCCGUCGCCGCGGCCACACUCGCAGCCGCCACACUCCAGCCCCUCGCCCCGCAUGCAGCCUCAGCCCUCCCCGCACCACAUCUCGCCCCAGACCCAGACUGGGUCGCCGCACCCCUCGCACCUGACCCAGCACCACCCAGGGAUGGUGGUCCCGCCACCCCAACAGAACCCUCAGCAGCAGCAGAACCCCAUGGACGGUGGCCCCUUUGGGUCAGAUCAGAACGCCAUGCUGUCGCAGCUGAGCAGCAUGGGGGCACUGCACGGGCCGGGAGGACCGGACAUGCUAUCAGGAAAUAGCCAGGACCUCAACGCCAAUAUGAAUCACAACUCCUUAGACAUCAUGUAGCAUUGAGGUGCUCCCAGAACACGCCUCACAAGGGAGUGAACAGUGUUACGUUUUUUGGGGGGUUUUGUUUUUUAAAUCAGUACAAAGAUUAUUAUUUAAUGUUUUCAAUAUAAACACAACGAACUGACCUUCCUAUGGGAGAUGUUACAAUAAAUCAAAAUGUCAAAUGAAUGAAUAAAAUAAAUGAAUGGUAAGUUAUUGCUGUUAAUAUAUAUAUUUUUUCUUUUGCCAAUUGUGUACAAAGAGAGGGGAAAUUUUUCUCCCUUAGAGAAAAACACAGGUAAUAUUUUUGGGGUCGGGUGGAGAGGAGUAUUUGCCUUUUUUAGGAGAUAUUUUUAAGAUUUUAAAAAGUGGUGAAAUAUUAAAGAGCAAGUGAUUUAAUGCAA